AUGCUAAUAAUCAACUUUCUUACUACUGCUUUGCUGAUAUCUUUGGCCAAAACAGCAUUAGUCUCUACUUUCAAUUAUGGAAAAGAGGCGGGGGAUGUAGAGAUAAGGAACUUGACUUGGAAUGAUAUUAAUUUCUUACACACGACAGACACUCACGGCUGGUACUCUGGUCAUCUAAACCAAAAGCAAUACAGCGCUAAUUGGGGAGACUUUAUAUCUUUUACAACGCAUAUGAGAAACAUUGCUCAUGCCAAUGGACAAGAUCUUUUGUUGAUCGAUAGUGGAGAUAGGCACGAUGGCAACGGACUAUCCGACAUUACGCAACCCAAUGGUUUGAAGUCAACGCCGAUAUUUAUCAAGCAGUCUUAUGAUAUAUUGACAAUAGGGAACCACGAAUUAUAUGUUUUGCAAAAUUCAGAGAUGGAAUAUGAAACAGUUGUUAAACAUUUCCCAAAUAACUAUGUGUGCUCCAACGUUGAUUUCAAGCUAGCAAAUGGCACCUUUGUACCAUUUGGAAAUAAAUUCAAGUACUUUAAAACACCAGUACAGGAAAAACGCGUCUUGGCAUUUGGGUUCUUAUUUGAUUUCAGGAGAUUUAAUCUGGGCACCAAAGUUACACCCAUUGAGAGAGAGAUUGAAAAGCAGUGGUUCUUGGAUGUGUUGGAAACAUAUAAAGGAAAAGUUGACUUGAUAAUUGUUGCCGGACAUACUCCAAUAACGAAAGAAUGGCCAGAGUUUUAUAUCUUGCAUAAGCGAUUACGUGAAUAUUUCCCUGAAACCAUAAUUCAAUAUUUUGGUGGCCAUAGCCAUAUAAGAGAUUUUGCCGUGUUUGACGAUAAAUCCACUGGGAUUCAAAGUGGAAGGUAUUGCGAAACCGUUGGUUGGGUUAGUAUAAAUGCUACUGAAGAACCACUUCCAGUUAGAGAGCGUUUUUCAAGGUCAUAUAUUGAUUUCAAUGUCAAUUCAUUCCAAGCGCAUUCAAGAACCUUACCAAGUACAUUUACAACUCAAAAAGGUGACAAGGUGAAAAAACUUAUUGAAACUACACGCAAGGAACUAAAGUUGAAUAAACUCAUUGGCACAGUAAAGUCCAAUUACUAUGUUGACUACGUUCCAAUAGACCAUCCAAAGAGUAUUUUUAGGUUAUUAACAGAAAAAGUAUUGCCGACUCUUUCCCCGGCAUCUGGGGAAAGGGUGAUUAUUAUAAACACGGGUUCAAUUCGGUACGACUUGUACAAAGGACCAUAUACUAUUGACUCGCAAUAUAUUGUUACUCCGUUUGAGAACAAGUGGGUCAAUUUGACCAUACCCAAGUCAAUUGCUUCAAGAGUUGCUGAUAAGUUGAAUGAUGCAACUUAUAUUGCUGCAUCGAGAUUGAAACCGCCGCAACUGUACCUAAUGAAAGAGGUAGGUAUCGAUUUUGAAGCACAAAAUCAUCAACAACAGCAGCAACAACAAACCUUUGAGGUCUCUGAUAAUAUUCAAGUCAACCCCCAGCUCUCUAAAGGGUAUGUCACGCACGAUGAUUUUGGUUCUGAUGGUGACGAUACACCACAUAGAGCAGUAGUACAGUUUAAAGUUCCCAAUGUGGUUCAGAGCAUUCAAUUUGAAGAUGAAGUUGAUAGGCCAGUGGAUUUGGUGUUUUACGAUUUCAUCACUCCAAACAUAUUGUGGGCUUUAAAGGAACUAAAAUACCAAGCUGGAAGCAGCCAACCCGAUGAUUAUUCAAACAUUUUCUUGGGAGAGUUGUUAAACAGCUAUGUAAAGUCCCUUGCAUGA
Lodderomyces elongisporus is the source of this 1779-nucleotide messenger RNA. RefSeq lists its product as uncharacterized. The transcript has a single exon. The record is from RefSeq and is a predicted model, not a curated record. Gene Ontology annotation, biological process: nucleotide catabolic process. Lineage: Eukaryota; Fungi; Ascomycota; Pichiomycetes; Serinales; Debaryomycetaceae. Gene Ontology annotation, cellular component: cytosol. Gene Ontology annotation, molecular function: hydrolase activity. The coding region runs from base 1 to 1779 and encodes 592 amino acids.